This is a messenger RNA of Chrysoperla carnea, 467 nucleotides long. RefSeq lists its product as uncharacterized. The record is from RefSeq and is a predicted model, not a curated record. Bases 65 to 385 code for a protein of 106 amino acids. Gene Ontology annotation, cellular component: mitochondrion. Lineage: Eukaryota; Metazoa; Arthropoda; Insecta; Neuroptera; Chrysopidae. The transcript has a single exon.
UUGAAUUUUUGACAUAGUGUGAGUAUAGGCAAGUUCUCACUAAAUUAAAUAUUUGACAGCAAAAAUGAAUUUAUCAAUAAUUUCCCGUAAUAUUCGUGGAAUAUCAAUUUUUAGCCGAAAUCUUGCUAGUGGACAAAUUGUAUACAACAAAGAAACUUCGUCUUCGUCGACUGCUUCACCAAGCGUAACCACAGCAAAUGUCAUACCUGAAGUUCAAGGAUUGAGUUCAGCAUGUAUUAAAGAAUCAAGUGAAAAAAUCUUAACAGGUACAUCAAAGAACGGUGCUUAUAAAAAUCCCGAAUACUUUUCAUACGAUAAAACAAGUUAUUUUGAGGCUGAAAUUGAAAUGUUGAAAUAUCGUUGCCCACAACCUUCAGCAAAAUAGAAGAAUUAUUGAUACAUAUUAUGUAAUCAACCUAAAAAUUGUACAGAAAUUUAGUUAUAAAUAAAUAUGUUUACCAAUUAAA